This is a messenger RNA of Ilex paraguariensis (yerba mate), 1469 nucleotides long. The record is from the annotation of a GenBank genome assembly. NCBI's taxonomy places the organism in Eukaryota, Viridiplantae, Streptophyta, Magnoliopsida, Aquifoliales, Aquifoliaceae.
UCUUGGCUUCUAUGAAACUGCCACCAUUGUUUCCAGUCCAGUCCCCUAUCUUUUUACUGCCAGAAAUGAUGAACCCUCCCUCGUCCUGCUUUUGAUCCACCACGAAUCGUCUGAUACACAAGAAAAUCUGUUUAUAUACUUAGCAUUCAGUGACACACACGCCUUCAAAGCUUAUCAGGCAGCUAGUGAAACUCGUACCAUUUUUGGGUUUGCGAGAGACAGAGAUAUGUCGAAACCCCGGAUCACCAUCACCCUUGGGCGCUCUGGUCAAAGGGUGGUAAAGGGGGCAUCGGUCAAAUCUGCUGGUUCUCGUGCCGAGUCUCAGCCGCUAUCGGGAAGGAAAAGAUCUGCGAGAGAGAUAUUUGAGAGCAAUGCUGAUAAUUCUUCUUCGUUUGCUAAAACGCGGCUUCGAGGGGAUAGAAUUACAAGGAGUGCAGGUGGCAGAGGAUUAAACGAUGCACAGAUUGGCCGAAAUGACCUCCGGUUGAAACUCAUGCGCAAACGAACAUCUAGGAGAAUACAGCGUGAGAUUGAAGAACGUACAAGGAUUGAGCUACGUGAAAAGAUGUCAAGACCUAUCCAAUCUACGGUAGGGCCAGAAAGGGGUCUUUUGAGGAACCUACCCCCUACAAGAGGGAAUGAUGAUUUCCUACCCAUGGACUCAUUAAGAAGAUCUUAUGCUUCUCAGACCUCGGAUGGACUAACUUCUAAAUCCUCAGAUAGAUUUCAGAAAGCUAAUAUAGAGAUGUCACCACCAAGAAAUGUCAAUCAAGUGCACCGAAUGUCAUCAGGCAGGCCAAUUGAUGAUACAAGAACUGGACAACUAAUGUGCAGUGAUCUCUUGCAACCUUCUAGGCCAAAGGAUCCUGCACCUGUGACCAUGAGAGCCACUCUUGAUGCUGGCAAGCCAGCUUCCAAACUUCCACCAGCAGGUCUCAGUGUGCCGAGAAGCUCAUACCAUGGUGAACAACCUCCCACGGUUAGUAGCUUAUUGCACUCACUUGGUUUGGGGAAAUACGCCAUUCAUUUUCAAGCUGAGGAGGUGGACAUGGCCGCACUGAAUCAAAUGGGGGAUCGUGACCUGAAAGAGUUGGGGUUACCAAUGGGACCAAGGAAGAAGAUUCUCCUCGCCAUCUUGUCCUUGUCUAAACGGAAACCAUGAUAACUACAUGCUACAUGAGGCGAACGCAUUGUAGAGUUUUAUGUAAUUGUGGCUGCAAAUCCAGAAUGUAGUUGUACAGGCCAGAAUGCAUCCCUUUUUAAAUCUAAAAAGUCUGGAAAGUUGGCUGUGUUUAUUGUUUCGCAUAUUUGCAGUUGUUUGGGCACUGAAUAUCAGUAACCGUAGAAUUUAUAUAGAGAUGAAGUGGACUACGUUUAUUUUAUAAAAGAAGAUCUUUUAGUGGUUAUGUAUAUAGCUUUAUUAAUUAAAGAUCUAAAAUGUUGCUUCAUUUUGGAAGUGGUGUUUGGAC